Messenger RNA from Photinus pyralis (common eastern firefly), 2937 nucleotides. RefSeq names its product aminopeptidase N-like. Gene Ontology annotation, molecular function: peptide binding; metalloaminopeptidase activity; zinc ion binding. NCBI's taxonomy places the organism in Eukaryota, Metazoa, Arthropoda, Insecta, Coleoptera, Lampyridae. The coding region runs from base 34 to 2673 and encodes 879 amino acids. Gene Ontology annotation, cellular component: cytoplasm. Gene Ontology annotation, biological process: peptide catabolic process; proteolysis. The record is from RefSeq and is a predicted model, not a curated record. The transcript has 13 exons.
AGUACCAAACUUUCGUUUGUGCAUCUAUACUGUAUGAUGAAGGUGUUAAAAUUAAUCAUUUAUUUCACAAUUUUUAAUACUCAAGUAAUAUGUCAAACAGAAGACUAUUUUCUUCCUGAGAGUGUUAAACCGUUGCGUUACAUCGUAACAUUAGAGCCAUUAACACAAACAAAUUAUCGUGGAAGCGUUUCAAUUGAACUACAGGCUUUGGAAAGCACAUCAAACAUUACUUUACACGCGAAAUCGCUUGAGAUUCCGAACAAUUCCAUAAAAAUACGCGAUGUCUAUGGAAAUGAGGUGUUCCACAAAGAUACGAUUUCGGAUGAGGAAAAAGAUUUUUUUGUUAUAAUAUUGGAAACAGAGUUACAAAGAGGAAGGGUUUAUACAUUGACUAUCGAAAAUUAUCAAGGCACCUUUACCGACUCAAGAACUGGAUUCUACAUCGAGAAGUUUGAGAGUUUACAUAAAUCAGAGGGGUUUAUUACCUUAAGUGACUUUGAGCCUACGUCUGCAAGGGAAACGUUUCCCUGCUUCGACGAACCACACUUGAAAGCGACAUUUAUAGUAAAUUUGAUCCGUUCCUCUUCUUCAAUUUCAGCUUCAAACUCUCCACUAGUGCAGACAUUGUACUUGGGAGGUGAUCGCUACCAAGAUGUUUACAAAGAAACGCCUCCCAUGUCAACUUAUCUUGUGGCCUUUAUUAUUUGCAAUAUGAAAUACACUAGGCAAAAUGGGAAAAUUCGACUUUUAGUCAGACCACAAUUUACGGAGGAUAGUACCGAUUUUGUUCUGACGGAAGCUGCAAACGUCCUAGAUGCAAUGGAGAAGUACACCGGUAUUAAAUAUUUACUAGACAAGCUUGAUAUAGUUGGUGUCGUCAACAAAGUUGGUGGAAUGGAAAAUUGGGGUCUGAUUACAUUUGACGAACAGUAUGUGAUCUGUCCAGAUAACAAUACGCGGUGGGCUAUUCAGACGUGUUUGACUUACAACUCGCAUGAAAUUGCACACCAAUGGUUUGGAAAUCUCGUUACAUUAAAAUCAUGGCAUUAUAUGUGGUUAAAUGAGGGAUUCGCUACAUAUUUUCAAUAUUUUAUAGCCGCCGAGUUAAGAUCAAGUUGGCGGUUAGAUGAGCAAUACGUUGUCGAGGAAUUUCAGCGAUCACUUCGUGAAGAUCUCCUACCGUCCACCGAACCUAUGGAUUUCAUUUUUGAAGCAAGUUACGUAUUUCCAGCAGCAAUUAUUUCUUAUCAGAAAGCCUCAACGGUCAUUAGAAUGACUAAACACAUAUUAACCGAAUCCGUUUUCCAAAAUGGUCUGCGACUAUACUUGAACACCUAUAAAUUACGAGUUACUGAACCAAAAAACCUGUAUGAUUGUUACUUAGACAUCUUGCGUAGAGAAGGCAAGAUGCAUUUGUUAGGAGGGCUAAACCUACAUACGAUUUUAUCAAACUGGGCCAAAAGUUCAGGAUAUCCAAUUGUUACCGUUAUUAGACACUACACAACAGGAGAUGUCACUUUUUCGCAGCAAGUGAAUGAUUUGAGUGGCGAUUCAGAGGACAAUAUUUGGUACAUUCCUUUAACAUAUACCUUUCAGAAUAGGAUGAACUUUGAAAGCACCGUUACUGAUUUGUGGAUGACCAAUAAAACUGUUACGGCACAGACAGGUGAACCUCGAGGAUGGAUUUUAGUAAAUAAGCACGCAACAGGUUACUAUCGAGUGGCAUACGAUAAUGAAAAUUGGAGACGUUUAACGGAGUUUUUGCACUCAAAGGAUUAUGAAUUAAUCCCGGCGGUAAAUCGCGCCCAAUUAAUAGAUGAUGCCUUCUUCUUCUUUAUUAGGGAUAAACUUGAUACGGAUAUUUUCUUGGAUUUUACAUCGUAUUUGGCCAAAGAACAAGACUACAUUCCGAUUAAGAGUUAUCUGACUGAUCUGGAUAUAAUUUUUGAAUUAAAUGAAAUUCGACGAGACGACAACGAAUUCGGGAUUGUAAAGGGUUAUCUAAUUACACUUUUAAAAGCGUCCCUUGACGGAGUAGGGUUGUACGCAAGAGAAUAUGAUACACACAUGGACAAACUAAAAAGAGAGGAAAUUAUGAAAAUGUUGUGUACAUUGGGAGACUUUCGGUGUAGGUUACAGGGUCUGAGGAUGCUAACAGAAUGGAAAGCUACUGGAAAACCUCUGAGAAAUUAUGAUAUGGAAAUGUGGUUAUGUGCCGCAAUGCAAAAGCCCACAGUUCAGUUGUGGAAUUUUCUUAUUCAACAGUAUAGUUUAACUGAUGACGAUAUUUUGAGACAAAAGUAUCUUAGAGCCUUAUCUUGUGCCAACUCGGUAGUUUUCAAACAAAGGUUUUUGAAAUUCAUUUUUGAUUUGCAUAAUAACAUGAAAUCUCAAGAGAGAACGGAUGGUCUGGCAAGUUUCGUUCGUAACACAUUCAUGGGCGCAAAGGCGAUUAUCCAUUACAUUAAAGACAACCAGUUAGAUGAUAGAUAUUAUUCGCUCUUUCGGGAUUCAAAGGAGCGAUAUUUGCUAAUGCCAUCUGAAAUCGGAAAAAAGCUUACCGCUGAAGACAGGAAAAUUUUAACCCGUCUUUGUGUUUUGUUCGUUACUGAUGAAGAGAAUAACGAGAAAGCUGUUAGAAAGCUUGUUGAAGGUUUUCCAAAAUAUUUAUAAGAAUACUCGUACAUACCAGGAGCUGUGAAGAUUUUUAAAACAAGUCCUCUGAUGUAAUUUCACUUUAUCAACAUUUUUGCCCUGCUAAAUAUGACGAUGUUUUCUGUACGAAAACGUGGUUUGGUUCUAAACAUCCGAGGAAGCUGAGUGAAACUUAUUUUCUAGUAAUGUGCCUAAUGUGUAUAUAUUUGAUUAGAUCUAGUCGCGAAUACCUAUGUUUUUGAAAAUAAUGUGUUGUUUUAAUAUAUAAAUCAUAAAAACCUU